Molecule: messenger RNA, 1675 nt
Organism: Postia placenta MAD-698-R-SB12
Lineage: Eukaryota; Fungi; Basidiomycota; Agaricomycetes; Polyporales; Adustoporiaceae
Exons: 5
Coding region: 1-1260 (419 amino acids)
Molecular function (GO): 2-oxoglutarate-dependent dioxygenase activity
Source: RefSeq, a predicted model, not a curated record
AUGAACAUCGAAUGGCUUGAGGAUCGAGUGCGCGCGCAAGCAGCAGACUUAAGUUCGGGAGGUGUAGUGGUCGAGGAGAUACAAACAUGCGGCGCAGCAAAUAGUCGCUUCUCUUGGCGCAGGAUGUACACAGAAUCGUGCAUUCUACGAGCUCUUGUCGAUGUGCGUGCCUUCUACAUAACAAGCGACACGUCCUUCGCAUUGGCAAGCAUCUCCAAGCUUGAUCAAGCGAUCGUGAUCGCCGGUGCACCUGGAGAAGGAAGACUUGAUCUAAUCACCGACCUCAUCAACGAAGUUCAAUCCCGUUGUUUGGCCCGCGCAAUUUCGCGGAACGGCCUCGUUGCAUUUCAAACCCAGAUCAAUAUCGCUCCAAUUCACCCACUGUCGGCAGCCUCACAAAGUGUAAUUCAAUUGGGGGUUCCUCCUUCGCUGGCUUCUUUUUUGUCUCGCUACUCGAAGCAGCCCUUCGUCAUCCCGAAAUACAUAAAGGACUGGCCCGCCAUGAACGAACAUCCGUGGGCUUCGCCUGACUACCUACGCGCCGUCGCAGGUCCAGGGCGAGUGGUCCCCGUUGAGGUAGGGAGCGACUACAGAGAUAAUGACUGGACACAGAAGUUGAUGCCGUGGGACGAAUUCCUGGAUGCUCUCGUUGAAGGACCCCAGUCGAAAAUCGACCGAUCUUGUCGCCCGGUCUUGUAUCUCGCACAGCACGACCUGCUGAUGCAGUUUCCUGGGCUUCGGGCAGAUAUCGAGGUGCCGGACUACGCCUACGCUUCGCUUCCGCCACCGCCAGACUUCCCGGAUUAUACACCGCCAGGUAACGAGGAUCAGCUAGUGUUAAAUGCAUGGCUCGGUCCAAUGGGCACCGUAUCACCAGCACAUACCGACCCUUACUUCAACUUCUACGCACAAGUCGUAGGACGCAAGAUUGUCUGGCUGGCCCCUCCAUCCGUCUCAUCUUCCAUGUACGCCUACCCACCGCCAUCAUCAUCCUCCGUAUCCGCCACACCCGACCCGCCCCACAACCCAGCCGCUAACACAGCGAACCCCUCCAUGAGCAACACCUCCCAGGUGGACGUCUUCCGCCCACGGACAGACCACGAGCAUGUACCCGACGCCUGGCCGUCGUUCUGGCAAAACGUGGUGCCGCACGCGAUGUCCGUUACGCUCGAGCCGGGCGACCUGCUUUUCUUCCCGCCGGGCUGGUGGCAUGCGAUGCGUAGCGAAGAGACAAGCUUUUCGGUGUCGAUGUGGUUCUGAUUCCAAUUUUCGUAGUCUGUUGUGCAUCACUAUGGCCUACCACAACUUCAACGCAUGUGGUCGGAGAACCUGUGCCUCGCAGUCUACUCGAUCGACUCCCUGUUCCAAAUAACCACAUCGAGCUGGUGCCUGGCAAGAUAGAGUGCUCUCGAACGGAGGUCGCAAACAGCGCGAGCAACGAACACAAUCGUAUUGACGUGAUUCAUCAGAUUCAGAUUCAAAUCCAGAAUGCAAAUGGCCCACAAAUAGCACUCGCCACAUCAGAUGAUCCAGCACUGUUGGACAGUACUAUGUAUCACGACGAGAGGCUGAACGGCCUUUUGAGACAAUCGGAUGCCGUGAAAGGAUUCUUAUGCACGCAUUGUAAUAAUUAUAACCGGUACUGUUUUCUUUCGAGAUGGACGUGUAACUGCUC